UCUCUCAAUAAAUCAACAACGUUUAUUUAUGUACAAUUCUUCUACAAGGUUUUGUAAUUUUUGAUUGACCUCAAAAUUUGUUCGAUUUCAAUCAAUUUCUCUACUAAUUAAUCAUUGUUGUCUAAGAGGGUUCGUGAUUAAACUCUAUUUGAUAAAUUUCAGAGGAAUCACAAAUUAGCCGAUAAGGUUGAGCCUAUAUCUUCAAAUAUCAGAAUCUAAAGGCGUACCAAGUUUCUACUAGAUUUUACGAGAAAAUGGGUUCAUUUAAAAUAGCGUUUGUGUUGCCUUUGUGUGCCAUCUCUAAUUCACGGCCAUUAUGUCUCUUGUCUCUAUAAGUUACACGAAAUGGAUCCUAUUACGGAGAUUAAAUCUACAGGAGAGCAGGAGGACGAUGUGACCCCUCUGACCCCUGAAAAUCCAGUGACCCUUGAAGGAGAAGAGGUCAUCUUCAAGGACAUCAGUAAAGUGCAGACCUUCUGCUACAGUGUGGGUCAUGUACUGAAUGACCUCUGUUCUGCCAUGUGGUUCAGCUACUUCAUCAUUUUCUUCCAUCAAGUGCUUGAGAUUGACAGUGUGACAGCUGGGAACCUGGUGCUGAUUGGCCAGAUGGCAGAUGCCAUUGGGACUCCCUUUGUGGGCUAUGAGUCAGACAGAACCACCGGCUGCCAGCUGUAUGGAGUGCGCAAGUCAUGGCAUCUAUUCGGAGUGAUAGGAGUCGCCAGCAGUUUCGUGUUCGUGUUCAACAACUGCAUCGGCUGUGACUCAGACACGAACAUUCUCUCUAAGUACAUCUACUACACACCCUUCAUCUGCCUCUUUCAGUUUGGCUGGGCCUCAUCCCAGAUAUCCCACCUGGCAAUCAUCCCAGAGCUCACAUCCUGCAAGAAGACUAGAGGCAACCUCAAUGGAUACAGGUAUGCAUUCACAGUGAGUAGUAACAUCUUUGUGUUUGUCGUCUUCACUAUUCUCCUCUCAGUGCUCGGAGGAGAUUCGUCUUCGGACAACGUCGGCCCACAGGAUCUCGACGCAUUCAAGUAUCUUGGCAUGAUUGUGGUGGGCACAGGUGUCUUCUUCAUGGUGGUUUUCCACGUCGGAUUAAAAGAGCCGAGACGACCAGAACACGACAGUCUAGAAGCCUCGCAGAAUCGCAACAACUCGUUCACAUGGAAAUGCUGGUUCAAAGAACCCCAAUUUUACAUUAUUGGAUUCGUCUACAUGCAGACGAGAUUAAUCUGCAAUUUCACUCAGGUGUAUUACCCUCUAUACAUAUCAACCACACUCAACUUAAGCAAGACGUCAAUAGCAGUGCUGCCCCUUGUCGUGUUCAUCAGCGGCUUUUUAGCUUCUCUUCUCAUGCCAGUAAUGAACAAGUUUAUGGGAAGAAAAGCAAUCUACUUCAUAGCACUCCUUUUGGGCUUCGCCUACUGCACCAUGGCGUGGUUUCUCAAAGAGGGUCAUAACUCGGGCAUACAACAAAUAUGGCACUACCUGUUGUCCGUGAUCAUGGGUGCAGCUAAUGGCACCCUUCUAGUUACAGCCCUAUCACUCACAUCUGAUAUGAUUGGACCAAGAACACAUUGUGGUGCAUUGGCAUAUGGGUGCUUCAGUUUUCUGGACAAGAUAUCCAAUGGAAUAGCUGUGCAAAUAGCUCAAGUCGUUCAGCCCGCAGACAUGUGUGAGGAUUUCUACCGAGUCUGUCUCACAAUUGUGCCGGGCAGUUUUCUCGUCAUCGCAGUUCUAUUUUGGGUUGUGCUUCUCUUCUGUGACGUGGGCAACCUCAGACACGACAAAAGAGGCGAGGAAGGUGCACAGAAAAACAUCAACGGAGACGAAGAUUCAGGCAUUGGCGAAGAUAAUGAGAAGCUAGGAGUUGAGGGAAAAAGUUGA
Molecule: messenger RNA, 1887 nt
Organism: Symsagittifera roscoffensis
Lineage: Eukaryota; Metazoa; Xenacoelomorpha; Acoela; Convolutidae
Product: major facilitator superfamily domain-containing protein 12-like
Exons: 12
Coding region: 346-1887 (513 amino acids)
Biological process (GO): carbohydrate transport
Cellular component (GO): plasma membrane
Molecular function (GO): symporter activity
Source: RefSeq, a predicted model, not a curated record